AGCUCUGAGCAGAGAUGGCACCAGUCUUCUGGGAUGUGGUGAGUCCAAGCCAGGCCAAGCUUCCCAGGCAUCCCAUCCCCAGAUUCAAUAUCAGAGACUCCUCCAAAUGAUACUUAUCCUGGGAAUCGGAGGGUCGCUGCAGGUUGGCUUCCAAGGAUCUAUGAUCACCUACACAUCUGUGCACAUCAAAGAGUUCAUCAAUGAAACCUGGCUGGAGAGGUUUGGACACUCAGUCCAUCCUGCAACACUCACCUUCUUGUGGUCUUCGAUGGUAUCCAUCUUUGGCUUGGGAGGUCUCCUGGGUGCCAUGAGCAGCGGAUGCCUGGCUGCCAGAUAUGGAAAGAAGAACUGCUUCUUGGGCAGCAACGUGCUCCUGCUGGCAAGCGCCUUCCUCUCAGGCUUCAGCAAGAUGGCCAGAUCUGUCGAGCUCAUUCUGAUGGGACGUUUCCUGUGUGGCGUCAGCACAGGUGUGUGUGUCCUUCUUCAUCCCCAGUACCUCGGGGAAGUUUCCCCCAGAAAACUCCGUGGGUUUACUAAUUCAACUGCUUCUGUGUUUUGGAGUCUGGGCAAAGUCCUUGGUCAAGUUAUGGGACAAAGGGAGCUUUUGGGAAGUGAGACCCUCUGGCCAUUGCUGCUGGCCUUCAGUGGAGUUACGGCCUUGGUUCCGCUGCUCUCUCUACCGUUCUUCCCCGAGUCUCCACCUCACUUGUUCUUGCAUAAAGGAGAUGAAGAAGGAUGUGUGAAAGCAAUGAAGGCGUUUUGGGGGGAAGGGGUCCAUCAGGCAGAGCUGGAUGACUUGCGGAAGGAGCGUGUGGCCCUGAAGAGCGCCCAGCACAAGAGUGUCCUUGAGCUGGUGAAGGAGCCGUCCCUGCGCUGGCAGCUGUACAUGUUGCUUGUCCUCGUGGUGACCACCCAGCUGAGCGGCAUCCAGGCAAUCUACUCCUACACCUUUGAAGUGCUCCAGACAGCCGGGUUCCACCUCAACCUCAUCCCUUACUUGGCCCUGGGAGUGAGCCUCUGCGAACUUCUCUCCACAGUCCUUUGUAGCUUCAUCAUUGAACGGUCCGGAAGGAAGGUGCUGCUCUGGGCAGGCUAUGCUUUGAUGGGCACCAUGCUGGCUGUUAUCACCUUGGCUCUCUCCCUGCAGCCCUGGUUCUCCUGGAUGCCCUACUGUAGCCUGUCUUUGAUCUUCUGUUUUGUGUUCGUCUUUGGAAUGGGCCCAGCCGGUGCCACAGCCUCUGUGAGGAUGGAGAUCUUUGACCAAUCGUCCAGAGCAUCUGCCUUUGUGAUCGGUGGUGUCCUGAGCUGGGCUGGAGUCUUUGUGAUCGGAAUGGUGUUUCCAUUGAUUGUGGAAAACUUCCGUCAUUUCAGCUUCCUCAUCUUCAUGGGGGCCCUUUACACUUCAGGCUUUCUUAUUUACUUCUUCCUGCCUGAGACAAAGAGAAAAUCCAUCCUAGAAAUCCAAGAAGAAUUUGAGAAACUUAAUUUUAAGAAGAAACAAAUUCCUGUCUUAGAAACCCAGCUGACCAAAGACCACGAAUUUUGUACUAAACUAUGACGCAGAGGCACCCCCAAACCUCGGAGAAGCCCUGCGCAACCCAGCCUGGGCUGCACUGCAGCUUUAUGGGGGAUGCCUUUAGAUGACGCUCCAGCAGCAGGUGUCACCAUUGCUUCUCCAUCCCUGAUACGUUACAGCAAAGCCUGAAAAGCAGGUCCAGUCACCAAAUCAUGGUUCUUUUGUGAUGACCAAAAAAAAGAAGAGACACUAAAUCCGUUCAGAAAUAAACAUCGUUGUAUUCUUGAAGGGAUAAUAUUGUACUUUUUGAUAAACCAUAUAGGG
Molecule: messenger RNA, 1840 nt
Organism: Candoia aspera
Lineage: Eukaryota; Metazoa; Chordata; Lepidosauria; Squamata; Candoiidae
Product: solute carrier family 2, facilitated glucose transporter member 11-like
Exons: 12
Coding region: 107-1558 (483 amino acids)
Biological process (GO): monosaccharide transmembrane transport
Cellular component (GO): plasma membrane
Molecular function (GO): hexose transmembrane transporter activity
Source: RefSeq, a predicted model, not a curated record